GUUUAAACAUAUCCUCACAUCAAUCAGGUCUGCAGAUUGUGCAAUAAGCCUUCUGAAUGGGCGGGACAUUCUAGGAGCUUAGAUCAUGGGUAACUGGUGGGAAAACUUCCUUAAAGUGAAAGCAGGAUUGACCACAUUCGACUCAGCAACUUUACAGCUGCAUUCGACUGUGCCUUGGUAAAGAGAAGUGAUGGGUCUUUUCAACAAUAUCAAGUUCUUUGUGCUGUGCCAUGGAAUGCUGCAACUUGCACAGCUCCUGGUUUCUGGCUAUCUGAAGGGCUCCAUAUCCACAAUAGAGAGAAGAUAUGGCCUGUCCAGUCAGAAGUCUGGACUACUGGCCUCUUUUAAUGAGGUGGGAAACACGGUUCUUAUCGUGUUUGUGAGCUAUUUUGGAAGCCGCCUACACAGACCCAGGUGUAUUGGGAUUGGAGCGGUAAUUGCAAGUAUGGCAGCAUUUCUUAUUGCUUUGCCACACUUUAUCAGUGGAAAAUAUCAGUACACGGAUGACAUAAAGACAGCUUCCAUGGAGCAUGUUUCUGGUCUUUGCCAAGAAGUGAGCAAUCACCGGGCAGCAUCCUCCAACCAGACGUGUUCGGAAGUCAAGAGUCAUGCCAACAAUGCAGUGUUUCCCAUAUUACUCCUGGGCCAGUUGCUUCUAGGCGUUGGUGGAGUUCCUAUCCAACCCUUUGGGAUUUCCUACAUAGAUGACUAUGCAAAUAAGAAGAAUUCGCCGUUCUAUCUCGGAAUAUUGUUUGCCUUAACUGUGAUUGGACCAGCAUUGGGUUACUUGCUGGGGUCGAUCCUGCUCCGGUUCUAUGUUGACUUCAACACGAUGUCUCCUGAGGAAAUUGUUCUGAAAAAAACGGAUCCUCGUUGGGUUGGAGCUUGGUGGUUGGGUUUCCUUCUAGCUGGUACCUUGCUCUUCCUUACCUCCCUGCCAUACCUAUUUUUCCCCAGAAGCAUGAUCACAGAGGAAGCCGUAGAGGCCACUGGAGCAGACCUGCUCAAAGAGAAGGAGGAAGCUGUAUCAGACACUACACGUGGACUUUCACUUCUCCAGUUCCUCAAAAAAUUCCCACACAUCAUGCUGAGAACCCUGAGGAACCCCAUUUACCUUUUGGUGGUGCUGGCCCAGGUGAAUCUAGCAGCGAUGGUUGCUGGACUGGCCACAUUCAUGCCUAAAUAUAUUGAGAGACAGUUCUCUCAAACAGCUUCCUUCUCUAACAUAAUGAUUGGUGGUUUGAGCAUCCCGUGCGCCAUGUUGGGCAUCAUGGCAGGAGGCAUGAUCCUGCGCAGAUUCAAUCUGUCCGUUAAGGCCUCGGCGAUCUUGUGCAGCGGUGCCGUGCUGUUGGCGAUCACCUUCGCCUUGCCGCUCCUCUUCCUCGGUUGUCCAACGCAGAGUAUUGCUGGGAUAAACCCUACCAAUAGCGAAAGCUUCAGCAGGUACCUGAAUUGCAGUUCGACGUGUUCCUGCUCUGAUGAGGCUUUCAACCCUGUGUGUGGUUCUGAUGAUGUGGAGUUUCGCUCUCCUUGUCACGCUGGCUGCAAAACCGCAACCAAUAACUCGCUGAACUACACAGACUGCGUGUGUGUGGGUCCAGCUGGUUCUCGCGGUUAUGCCGUACCAGGAACAUGUGGGAACAACUGCGCUCACCUCCUCGUCCCGUUCAUGAUUUUCUCCUCGCUCACAUGCUUCUUAGCGUCCCUCUCUCAGACCCCAUCGUUUAUGAUGAUUCUCAGGACUGUGACGCCAGAAGACAAAUCCUUUGCCCUGGGAAUCCAGUUCAUGCUCCUCAGAGUGCUUGCGUUUCUCCCAGCACCUGUCCUGUACGGAAGUGCCAUCGAUUCGACCUGUAUUUUGUGGGGGAAAAAGUGCAAGAAGAACACUUCCUGUCAGUACUACAACUUGGAUUAUUUCAGACAACGAUUUCUUGGACUUCAGACAUUUUUUGUGUUUGGAGGUCUGGUCUUCUUCUUUCUCUCCUUUUUGGUUCUGAAGAGAGCGGAUUCUGCUCAGCGAAAGAGACUGGAACUGAUGAACAGCAAUGCCACAAAUGAGAAGCAGGACAUGAAAGACACAAAAUCAUUUCUCAAAUGAGCACGCUAAGAAUCUGUUGAGAAGACAAGAAACCUGCGAGAGGAAAGAUGAAAAGUAUUGAGGGAUUGAUUUUUUUUUUGUGGUAUUAGGAUAAAGUCUACACUUGGGGGGGAACCAGACAGAGUGACUUAAAUAGCCGUCAUCUGUGAAUCAUAAUCACACGGAUAUUACAUUCUUUUCCAUCAAACACUCAUCGCCGCUUUUGUGCUGAUGAAGUGUCUGCACAUAUGAACAUGCUAAAUACGCUUACACACUGUGAAGCCACUGUAGCUUUUUCUUCAUCUGAGCCUUUAGUGAAACUGUCUUAUAAUGACAGCUUGUCUGGUUGAUCCGUCCUACAUUAGUCUGCUAUAAAGAUGGACCAGGUGUGUCGUGAGUGUUGCCGUCUCGGUUGAGUUUGGUAAUACCCGUUCUGAACUGCGUUGAUUGGGUGGAGUAUGAUACUGGAGUGUUACUGAUAAAUACAGAGGGCAUUAGAAAAUCCUUUUGGAGCAAUUAACUCCGAUUGGAUUUCAUACGUAUUCUAUCUUCUAGGCUGGAGAUGUAGCAAGCCUCACUGUGAUUGGUGAAAUAAGCUUUCUUUGCUUUUCUAUCUUGUUUUUAAAAAUAAAGAAAUGUAAGUGUUCUUCUUGACAUCAUACAAUUAUCUACAAUGUAUGGGUUUUUUUGUUUUUUUGUUAAUGGUAUACAGAUCACGUGUGUAUGCUGAAAUUAUAUUUGGUUUGGCAUUUUUAUAUGGAUUUGAUGCAGUUGAGUCAUAAACAUUUGAACUGUGAUAAAUGUUUCUUAAAUACAAAAGCAGUAAAUGUAAGUUCUGAUCCAUUGGGGGGGGCGGGGGACGGUUAAGGACACUCAUGGAAAUAGGGGACACGCAUACUCCUGCUCAUUCAUGCAUUUAUCCAAUCAGUCAAUCAUGUCGUACUAGCACAAUGCAUACAAUCAUUCAGAUACAGGUCAAGCGCAAAGGCGAAGGCUAUAGUGGGCAGAGGUUAACCGAAACUUUAGAAAAACAUCGGCUAGUUUUUUGCCCAGUCUGGUUUCGGUGAGUCUGUGUAUACUGUAGAAUUAAAUUCAUUCCCCCAGUCUUUAACUCUCCAGUUUUGCUGAGCCUCAGCUUUCUUUAAUGGCUGACAGAAGCGGAACCCGACGUGGUCUUCUGCUGUUGUAGCCCAUCCGCCUCAAGGUUUGAUUUGUUAUGCAUGCUGAGAUGCUUUUCUGCUCACCACAAUUGUACAGAGUGGUUAUCUGAGUUACUCUAUCCUUUCUGUCAGCUCGAAACCAGUCUAGCCGUUCUCCCCAGACCUCUUUCAUCAACAAGGCGUUCCUGCCUGUAGAGCUGCCACUUAUUAAGAUGAUGUUUUCUUUUUUUUCUUUUUUUUUUUUUUUUUUCAUAAUCCUAUUUCAAUCCCAUUGUGAAACUCUGUGUAAACUCUAGAGACCUUUUAAAUGAAAAAUCCCAGCAGGUCAGCAAUUUUCAUAAAUACUCAAACUGGCACCAUGCCACACUCCGUCACUGAAGGCACACUUUUCUCCAUUCUGAUGUUCGAUGUGAACGUUAACUGACGCUCUCGAGCUGUAUCUGAUGAUUUCAUGCCUUACGCUGCUACCACAUGAUCGGCUGAUUGGAUGGCUGCAUGAAUUGAACGAGCCCUACACGUUAGAGGUGUUUAUGUUAACGUGGCUGGUGAGUAUACUCGAACACUGAUCCGAUAUCAUGGUCAACAAGAAAUCAUGCUGCAAUGUUAUAAAUGUGAAUUGUUUGGAGAAAUGGUUAAAUGUGAUUUGAAAAUUUUCAAACCAUCAAAUGUGACGCCAAAACAUAAUACAAAUGUAAUAGCUAUAUUGACAACGUUGUUUCCACUGGCCUUCUCGCUGGUGUAUUGUAUUUCUGUGUGACAUUUAUAAAAAGUCAUAUAACA
Ictalurus furcatus (blue catfish) is the source of this 4017-nucleotide messenger RNA. RefSeq names its product solute carrier organic anion transporter family, member 2B1 (gene slco2b1). Gene Ontology annotation, molecular function: bile acid transmembrane transporter activity; protein binding. Bases 191 to 2098 code for a protein of 635 amino acids. Gene Ontology annotation, cellular component: membrane. Lineage: Eukaryota; Metazoa; Chordata; Actinopteri; Siluriformes; Ictaluridae. The record is from RefSeq and is a predicted model, not a curated record. The transcript has 15 exons. Gene Ontology annotation, biological process: bile acid and bile salt transport; sodium-independent organic anion transport; transmembrane transport.